Thalassophryne amazonica is the source of this 869-nucleotide messenger RNA. Its product is annotated as lysosomal amino acid transporter 1 homolog. NCBI's taxonomy places the organism in Eukaryota, Metazoa, Chordata, Actinopteri, Batrachoidiformes, Batrachoididae. The coding region runs from base 8 to 868 and encodes 286 amino acids. The transcript has 8 exons. The record is from RefSeq and is a predicted model, not a curated record.
UAUUGGAAUGAGUUUUGUUGAAAACUUCACGUCAUUGUGCCCGAAUGGUUCAAAAUGGGUUUGGGAUGUCUUUGGGGAAUGUGCCCAGGAUGUGAGGGACAUGGCGAGCGUCUAUCUUGGUCUGCUGUCCUGUCUUUGCUUCAUAGUGUCUACUCUACCACAGUACUACAUGUCCUGCAAAACACAAAAUAUGGAUGAUGCUGUCUCGAUUUGGUUUCUGCUGCUGUGGUUGGGAGGUGACUCCUGCAAUCUACUGGGCUCCUUCUUGGCUGACCAGCUUCCACUUCAGGUAUAUACAGCACUUUAUUUUGUUGCUGCCGAUUUGGUUUUGCUGGCAAUGUACUUUUACUACAAGAUGCAGAACAGAAUGGCUGAAGAAGGGAACAGGCAGAUUGUAUGUGUGAUGGGUGUGGCCUGUGUGUUGAGCUUCACUUCCACUCUCAUUUGCCUGCCCGGGUCAAGCGCCCAAGAAGACAUUAUUCCUUCUGGGUUUAAAGGUCGCACCUUGCUCUCAAUCAUUGAUCCGCAUGUUCUCCUUGAAUUGCUGGCUCGUUUUACUUAUGGAGAGAUCAUCGGCUUCUGCUUUGGUUCUUUGUCAGCUUUGCUGUUCCUGUGUUCCAGAUUUCCCCAGAUUUACACAAAUCACAAAAGGAAGUCAACAGAGGGAGUCUCGUACUGUCUAUUUGUUCUAACCAUCAUGGGGAAUGUCACGUAUGGCUUGAGUGUCCUGCUGAAGAACCCUGAGCAAGGUGAAGGUGAGGCCAGCUACCUGGUCCAUCACCUGCCCUGGCUUAUCAGCACUCUUGGCAUGCUCCUCUUGGACAUCAUUGUAUCCUUUAAAGUUUCAAAAACACCAGUCGCUCCUUAAG